Molecule: messenger RNA, 1693 nt
Organism: Mya arenaria
Lineage: Eukaryota; Metazoa; Mollusca; Bivalvia; Myida; Myidae
Exons: 4
Coding region: 196-1266 (356 amino acids)
Biological process (GO): proteolysis
Molecular function (GO): cysteine-type endopeptidase activity
Source: RefSeq, a predicted model, not a curated record
CCCAACUUUACUUUUUUAAAGCUGAGACUUUGUUCGUUUAUUCAAAGGAUUAUUUUGUUGAAAUAAAAUUAUUCAGUGAUUUUUCUGCUGCAAUAUUUGGCACAUGAACUCAUCCUUUAGUAGUGUGUUCGAUGUAGGUAAAAGUAAAGAAGAGGAAUUAACUUAUUUCAAUCGUAUUAUUACUGAAGCACAAGAAUGGCCGCAAUAAACAACAAUUUGCCAGGCAAGGCGGUGAUGGUGGUUAACGCUGGUGAACGAUCAAACCCUCCGUAUGGCUUCCGGUACCGCGAGGGCGCCCAAAAGGAUUGGGACAAUAUGUGUUCCGUACUCAACGAUCUUGGCUUUGAAAGGCUGAACAAAGAGAGAGAGCGAUCUUACAACGUGUCCUUGUCGCGAUGGGACCACACCAAGACAAGGGACGGUGUAGGACAUGCUCAAGGGAACACUCAUCCACCACAUGCCGAGAAUCCUCCCUCGGAAACGUGCUGUUUGAAAUGUCUCAUACAGCAUCAUGACUUCGGGCUCGCAAGUUCUUUUGCUUUCUACAUAAGUACACACGGAGUGCAGGAGAGGGGGGUCUUGUCAGUGCAGUUUCUGAGUGAUUAUGAAAACACCUAUGAUUCGAUCACGGUGAAGGAAAUUGUGCAGACGAUGAGUAGUAACCCCACUUUGAAAGCCAUACCGAAGAUACUUAUCGUUCAGGCGUGCAGGGAAGACGACAUGCACCUAGAUAUCCGAGAGGACAAAGGUGUGGUGGUGAAAGUAGCAGGUACGGUGGAUGCAAACACAGACACUCAGAACGGGCAGAGAAUGGAUGGAGACGAGGACAACGCGAUGCGAAUAAACCCCGGCGAAACCGGACCGCCCCCGCAGCUCCCGAAUAUAUUCCCUGAUCUACCAACGGUCGAUUUCAAAAUAUCGAGAGAUUUCCUCCUUCUGUUCCCGACAACGCCGUACCGCACUUCAAAGAGAAACACACAGGAAGGGUCAUGGUUUGAGUAUCACCUUAAGGAAGCUCUCGACGAACACACGGAGCCAGUGGUGGACUUUCUAGAGCUUAUUACGCUAACGUCCAACAAAGUCGCUGCUCGUUCAUCCGUGGUUUACAUGGGGGGGUGGAAGGAUGGUGAUGGUAGACGGAUUAAGAAUGAACAGCUUUCUGGAAUGAAGAACGCCGUGUGUGUGGAGCACCGUCUUUGUAAGCCGCUGGUCUUCCGGAAAGUCGCUGGAUCGGAGGAACACAUGGAAGCCGAGCCUGCAUAUUGAAUUGCCUUCGUUGGACUAAAAUUUAUCAUAUCUUUUGUAACAUUAGAAUUUUCUGUGAUUAUUAACUAUUAAUACGAGUUGUAAUACUUUUCUUCAUUAUUGCGAAUGUAUUCGGUUUUGUAUGGUUAUUAAUGUUGGAGUUUCUUUAAAAAUCAUUGUCUCGGAAGGAAUUAAAGUUAUAUUGUUGUUACCUAAUUGUAACCUGAAGUCCAACCCAUUUGUUCUGAUAUAUAUAUCAUAUGUGUGUGUACGUUAAAAAAGUAUUUAUUGAUUGCUUUAAGACUAAUUCAAUAAAUUUGGCGGUGUUUCGGCAUCGGAUGUUAACCUUUCUAUAGGGAAUGAUUUCUUUUGAAAAUCAGUUUCUGUGUAUCUUACACUCCAGUUUAUGAAAUAGGACAGUUAAUAUUAGUCGGAAUAAAUUGUAAAU